AUGUCGGCGGUGAUGAUAACCCGAAAGGUGCGAAAAUGGGAGAAGCUCCCUGGAAAAAACACUUUCUGUUGCGACGGACGGGUGAUGAUGGCCCGGCAGAAGGGAGUCUUCUACCUGACCCUGUUCCUCAUCGUCGGGACCUGCUCCCUCUUCUUUGCUUUCGAAUGUCCAUACCUGGCUGUCCAUCUGUCUCCUGCCAUCCCAGUUUUCGCUGCUCUGCUCUUCCUCUUUGUCAUUGCCAUGUUGCUGAGGACUAGCUUCAGUGACCCCGGGGUGCUGCCACGGGCUCUUCCAGAGGAAGCCACAUUCAUCGAGAUGGAAAUUGAGGCUGCCAAUGGGAACGUCCCCGCAGGGCAGCGACCACCACCUCGAAUCCGCAAUGUUCAGAUCAACAACCAGAUCGUCAAGCUCAAGUACUGCUACACAUGCAAGAUCUUCCGACCACCUCGAGCAUCUCACUGCAGCAUCUGUGACAACUGUGUUGAUCGUUUUGAUCACCACUGUCCAUGGGUAGGCAACUGUGUGGGCAAGAGGAACUACCGAUACUUCUACAUGUUCACCCUGUCGCUCUCCCUGCUCACCAUUUAUAUCUUCACCUUUGACAUCAUUCACGUGGUGAUGCGUUCAGUAGACAAUGGCUUUUUGAACACUUUGAAGAUAACACCUGGAACUGUGCUGGAGGUGUUGGUGUGUUUCUUCACCCUGUGGUCCGUGGUGGGACUGACCGGCUUCCACACCUACCUGAUCUCUCUCAACCAGACCACCAACGAGGAUAUUAAAGGAUCCUGGUCGGGAAAGAACAGAGUCCAGAACCCGUACAGCCACAAGAACAUCAUUAAAAACUGCUGCGAGGUGCUCUGUGGGCCUGUGUACCCGAGCGUCUUGGACAGAAGAGGACUGAUGCAGGAGGAUUCGGCUGUUUCUGCAACGUCUGCUGCACCCUCCUCCUUCAGCAGCAGCAACCCAGUGUCACAAACCACGAAAACCACAGCUCCACUCAUCCCUAACGAGCACACACCUGAUGAUGCCAAGCCGAGCAUUGCCACCUCAGCAGAGACGAGCCCCCCCCCCAAAGAGGAACUCCCUCCUGCUCCAAAGGUCCCGCCCCUGGCUUCACCCGAGACGGAUGCAGAGGCAUCCCUCGUCAAGGACAAGGCCCAUUAGCUGCAUGAGGGGGUGGCUCUCGUCAUAGCCAUUUCCCCCUGCAUCCUGCCUGGUCAGGAACUGAAACAUUAAUAAUCAAUGUGUGAUUACUGUGCGGGUGACUCAGUUAUUCUCCGACGCCCGCCCUACAUUCCACCAGAAGAGGAGAGUUUCUGCGGCAGCUCCUCCUCUUCCCUCCUCUCCUCACCAGUAGCUGCAGAGCCGUUUGAUUGACACCUACUCCUGCAGCAGGGGGAGGGAUUUAAUGGAAAGUCAGCAGCUUCCUCGGUGUCCUGAACACUGCAUGGAAAAGACACGCAGGGGGAGAAGCUGCUGGAAGAACUGCAGAGAAAAAAAAAUUCUACGCGUAUGAAUUCCCCACAGGUCACCUGUGGGUCGCUCUGAUUGUCAGUACUACUUUUGUUCUUUAUUUAAAAUUGGCAUAAUGACAUUUAUUGUGAGAGGCCAGUUCAAAUAUACUCCUUGCAAGUGUCUGGCAAAGACAAUAUUACUUCUGGACAUGUAUAAAACUUCCUACAUAGUUUUCUGUUGUGUGCAUAUUACAUGCCCUAUGCAAACCAUGGAAAGGCUGGACAAGCAGCUUUUAGAAGAGUGUGGACAGAAGGGUUAACACCCGAUGUCCAGGCAGGGGGAGGAUGUGCAAAUCCUUAGCGGAGAUAUCCUAAAGGCUCCUUCCAGAAAAGUCAAAAUCUACCUUGUAUUCUGAUAUUGCUGCAUCAGUACUGUUGUUACUUACAUGCAUCUUUUUUUUUUUUUUUUUAAGUGAUCCAGACCAACGCAUGUCCUUCCAUUUUUAUAUAUCAAGGAUGUAGUGUGACGUCGGCGCUCUGAAAUAGAUGAAAUUGCUUGACACACAGAUAAAGAUCUUGUACCCAGGAGACAGUCAGCCAGAGUCCCAUUGUGUGUGAGAGAAAGGGCCUGACUUCUGAUGAUAGUAGGCACAAGUAGUAACAGUGCCUUAUCAUAAUGCAACUGAAGGCGACCAACUGAGAAGGCCUUGAGAUCCGUUCUAACCACUGAUACUAUGUUAAAUGAGAAAUGCCAACGUGUAUACCCUUAUUAGUCUAGUGGUUCCCAACCUGGAGGUUAGGACCCCCAUAAGGGGUCACGCGAUUAUUUAAGGAAUAGACAUUUUGGGGAAAAGCUUAUUCGCUUUCCUGCCGAGAGUAAGAUAAGAAGAUUGGUACUCUCAUGUCCUUAUAGUAAAUAUGAAGCUACAGCCAGGAGAUGGUUAGCUUAGCAUAAAGACUGGGAACAGAGGUAAACCAGUAAAACAUGAGCCUGCCAGCACCUCUAAAGCUCACUAAUUAUUACGCUGUAUCGCAUUUGAUUAUUGUGUACAAAACAGUGUAUUUUUUUUACAGCUGGAACCCUUUCUUGACUUCCUGUUAUUCUCGCACUUUUUUUGUACAGAUUAAAUUAAAAAAAUUGAGUUAAAGAGGUGCUGGAAGGUGUAUUUUUGAACUUUGGACAGAGCUAGGCUAGCCAUUUCCCUGAUUCCAGUCUAAUGCUAAUCUAUGCUAACCAGCUGCUGGCUGUAGCUUCAUAUUUAGCGUACAGACAUGAGAGCGACAUCGAUCUUCUUAUCUAAUUCUUAGCAAAAAAUCUAAUCAAAAGUGUAUUCCCUGAUAAUGUAUUAAUUUUAACAGAAUAGGAAAAAGAAAUUUCAGCUACAUAAUACUAAAAUGUGUGCUUUUUCUGUUGUUGAAUUUCUCCCCUUAGAAAUGAAAGAAAAGUACAAUCUGAGAAGAAAUAAUUACAAUUGAACUGAUCACAGCUGGUAGGCACAUGACAUUUCUGUGUUUUAGUGGGGCACAGAUCUGAAAGGUUGGGAACCACUGAAUUAGUCCUUUAUGAAGCAAAAACUAAGCAAAGCCAUUGUUGAACUGUACAUAGAUUUAGAAGGUUGUUUGGUGAGGAGGAAAGAUUGCAGCAAAGUUUUGUUUUUUGAAGCAUAAGUUCGGCGUACGCCUCCUGCUAAUCGAACCAGAGCUGAUCCUCCUCUGAGUCCUCUCUCUUCCUGCCGUCUUCCGCCUCCUCUUCCUAUACAAACAAAUUUAACUCUUCUCCUUUUCCUUGCUUCUUCGCUGUGACAGUUAUCCCUACGGUACGCCCAAGGCCGAGGCAGCCCCCCCCCCCCUGCAGCCGUCUGUGGCAGGCUCAUUAUCGCCGACAUAAAGCCGAGGCAGAGAGAUCUUUCUCUUCACACAUCUGUGUUUUUCAGCCUUUAAUAUAGCUUGAGAGUUUAUUUUGUUUUGGUCACAGAUCGCUGGAUGAGAAAGGAUCCACACAAAGGAAAGAGGGAGAGAGAGAAAGUAAAGGUUAUUCUUAGUAUUUAAAUGAUGUUAGCUGAUAGCGAGGGUUUGUAACAGUGAUUGUGUUGUAUGCAAGACAGAGUUAGUGUUUGUGAAAUAUACUUGUGUAGUGUGUCAACAGCAUUGUAUCAGACUCUGGAAUCUGCCUGAGAUUAUUUAUUAUAAAGGUCACAAUUUCUCCUUAAGAUUUUAUUUGCCAAACAAAGAGUGGAAAAUGAAUGUUAGGAUGCUGAGAUUGUUUACAUCUGUUUGAUUAUUUUCAUUGUACCAUAAUAUUGGUGGAGCAGUUUCAGAUAUUAGACACUUUGGAUGAUAAAAGAUUAAUCUAGGCCAUUUUCCCAUUAUUGGUCAUCUAUGGAAGAUUUUCUUGAUUACCUUAUUGCUGGUUUGGUCUAUAUAAUGUCAGAAAAUAGGGAAAAGUUGACAUUCAGUCCAAACACCAAAUCCAAAACCCAAAAAUAUUCAAUUAAAUAUCAGAAAAUAUUUAUUUGAAAAGCUGGAACUAGCAAAUUUUGGGCAUACUGUAUGUGCUUUAAAUAAUUGUUGGCAAUACAUUUUCUGUCGAUCGACUAAUCAAUUAAAUGGUUAAUAGUUUCAGCUCUAGAUUAAUCUCUACACUCAGAUGGGAAAAGGAGAGAUAAGUGACACAUCUUCAUUGGGAGAAGCUGCAAAGUGUGUGGCAGUAUUUUUUCGUGAAGUAUAAAAAGGGUAACUGCUGAGUAUUUGUUUAUAAAACCUUCCAAUAAGAAGUACUAAUCCAAAACCAGUUUUAAAGCUCCACUUACCGGUUGAACUUUCUUUGUGGAAAGUAUUUGAAGACAGUUUGGUGUAUUUGAUCGCUUUGCGUUGCUGUCACCGAGAAGCAAGAAUGUAUGUGAUUGUUAUUCGAUAAAAGGGACGUGAGAUUUUAAAAGGGACGGCUUAAUUUUUAGCUCUAAAGGUUUUGCAUACUGUAGAUCCGAGCUGAGCUCUUGUAGGAUGAUUCUUGUGUUAAAAUGCCAAGAUGUGGUCAGAUCUGAAUGCUCUGAUCAAUCUAUUACAUUGCAUUAUGUAUACAGAUACAGUACUAUACCAUUGAUGGAACUUGUUAUUUAUGUUCACUUUGUUAAGUAUCAGCACUGUGAUUAUAUGUAUUUCACUCAAUUUGCUUCACUUCUUUUUACAUGAUCAAUGUGUCUGGUAAAUAAACAAUAUUGUCUUAUUA
Perca fluviatilis (European perch) is the source of this 4683-nucleotide messenger RNA. It is a transcript of the gene zdhhc9, whose product is annotated as zinc finger DHHC-type palmitoyltransferase 9. Gene Ontology annotation, biological process: protein targeting to membrane; peptidyl-L-cysteine S-palmitoylation. The record is from RefSeq and is a predicted model, not a curated record. Gene Ontology annotation, cellular component: endoplasmic reticulum; Golgi apparatus. NCBI's taxonomy places the organism in Eukaryota, Metazoa, Chordata, Actinopteri, Perciformes, Percidae. The coding region runs from base 1 to 1164 and encodes 387 amino acids. The transcript has 9 exons. Gene Ontology annotation, molecular function: protein-cysteine S-palmitoyltransferase activity.